This is a messenger RNA of Penicillium waksmanii, 1437 nucleotides long. Its product is annotated as MFS transporter. Gene Ontology annotation, molecular function: transmembrane transporter activity. Gene Ontology annotation, biological process: transmembrane transport. The record is from RefSeq and is a predicted model, not a curated record. Bases 1 to 1437 code for a protein of 478 amino acids. The transcript has 5 exons. NCBI's taxonomy places the organism in Eukaryota, Fungi, Ascomycota, Eurotiomycetes, Eurotiales, Aspergillaceae.
AUGUCCGAGGAUCUUGAAACCAACCGGGCGAGCCCAGAAAAAGAUAUUACCCAUGACGCUGUCAAAGUCAAGUUCGAAGACGACGACCCAAAAAAUCCCAAGAACUACAGCUCUUCUCACAAGGCAUUUCUCGUCGUCCAGAUGGCUAUGCUGGCCUUGGCCGGAUCACUUGGUUCAUCAAUUAUCUCACCAGCCGCAACCAGCAUUGCAGAAUAUACCCAUACAACUUCCGAGGUCACGCCCUUGACGGUCGCUCUUUUUGUUCUAGGGUGGGCAUUUGGCCCCAUGAUUUGGGCUCCGAUCAGCGAAGUCUACGGUCGCCGGAUGGGCAUGUUGCCAGCAGUGUUCAUUCUCGGAUUAUUUAGUAUCGGAACCGCAACUAGUCGCAGCGCAACAGCUAUUUUCCUCACUCGUUUCUUUGGUGGUAUAUUUGCUUCUGCGCCUAUCAGCAAUGUUCCUGCGGCUCUGGGAGACAUCUUUGAACCGGCGACUCGUGGGAAUGCGAUGACAAUUGUUGCCUUUUGCAUUACCGGGGGGGCCAACAUUAGGUCCUGUCAUUGGCUCUGCUUUAACGGGACUGAAUAUAUCGAGGGGACUUUAGUAUUUAUUUUAUUUUUAAUAUGUGCUUUUUGUCUGCCUGAGACAUAUGCGCCUGUUCUGCUGAAAGAGAAAGCUCAAGAUCUGCGCCGGAGCACCGGAGAUCAACGAUACUGGCAUCCCCACGAAAAGGAGAAGAUUGAAAUCAGUACCGUUGUGACAAAACACCUUGCCCGUCCUUUGAAAAUGUUGUUCACAGAACCAAUGGUAGCGUGCCUUGCACUGUACGCAUCAUUCACUUACAGUUUGAUUUACCUGGUACUCGAAGUGUUUCCGAUUGUUUUUAAUGAGAACCGAAAAUGGAGCCUCAUCGUGUCGACCCUUCCCUUCCUAUCGAUCUUAGUCGGCGUCGGAUGUGCCGUAUUCAUCAACUUUGCCAACCAACCGCGCUACAAGCGGGCCGCUAAAGCCAACUGUGGCAAAGCAGUUCCCGAGGCGCGUCUGCCUCCAAUAAUUGUCGGGGCGAUUUUGCUCUCAGUCGGUCUGUUUUGGUUUGGAUGGACAGCGGCUCCGAAGUACCCAUGGCCACUACCCGUCAUCGCAGCAGGCACAGGAUUUAUCGGAGCAGGGUUUAAUAUCGCGUUUCAGCAAUGUCUAAAUUUUCUCGUCGACACCUAUGGUCCCUACGCUGCGAGUGCAGUGUCUGCCAAUACAAUUCUCCGAUCGGUCCUCGCUUGCGCAAUGCCAAUGGCUGCCCGACCAAUGUUUGUAAACCUGGGAAUUGGGCCUGCAGCAAGCCUGCUUGGCGGGAUUUCUUGCGUCGCGUUACCUGUACCGUUGCUAUUUAUGCGAUACGGGGCUGCGUUGAGAGAAAAGUCGAAAUUUGUUGACAGGGAAUAG